UAGUUUUGUUUCCUGCCUAGUUUCCAAGCAUGUCUUUGCGGGGCCCCGAGGUGAAGACAGACUGAUGUAAAGUGAAUUUUUGACCCUUUUCUCCUCCGACGUGGUGAAUGUUCUUCCAAAAUGAGCAGCGAGGACGAAAUCUCUGAGAAACUGGAUACAGAAUUGAAUCGCUAUGUUGUGGCUAUGAAGCCUUAUGUUCUAAAGCUGCAGGAUAGUUCUGAACGAAGAAUAUGUGCACUGUGGAUUAAAAAACUCUGCAGACCCUCAGGAGCAGGGGUAGGAUUAGAGGGAAGGAAGAAUCGGAACUUGUAUGCAAAACUUUUGCUCCACAUGCUGAAACAAGGAGUCCUGGAGGGACCUUUUGCACAAAAACCAGAACAAGGAUUGCUGAAAAGUUUACCUUCCCACAUGACAACUUUUGUUGAAGAACUAGGUACAGCAGGAGCUGUGAGCAAUAGCUCAGGCUGUUUGCCUGAGUGGGUACUGGGAGAACUAGAAAACAGUGAAGCUAAAGAGGAAUCCUCUGUAUCAACAGCACAGGGGGAAACAUCCAGUGAGAAGCCAUCAGAUAUAUCCCAUUCCGGGGUUUAUCUUCACAGGACAGGGGAAAAUGACCUGGGCACGUCAGAGUCUGAUGAUCAUCACAACAAAACAGCUUCUUUGAAUGACAAUGACCUCGAAACUCGUCUCAACAGUUGGAAUCUUGGGGUAAAACAAACUGAGUGCAUUCCUUAUUUAUUAACUCGAAAUGGAAACUCCUUAUUAAUGUCAUCUGCAUCUGUGAGCUUAGGCUACAAAACUGGUGUGGGAGUCAGUCUUUUAGAAAGGAGUUGGUAAAGUUUGGAAUGGUUAUUAAUGAAAACAUG
Manacus vitellinus (golden-collared manakin) is the source of this 866-nucleotide messenger RNA. Its product is annotated as centrosomal protein of 112 kDa-like. The record is from RefSeq and is a predicted model, not a curated record. Lineage: Eukaryota; Metazoa; Chordata; Aves; Passeriformes; Pipridae. The transcript has 5 exons. The coding region runs from base 121 to 837 and encodes 238 amino acids.